Drosophila grimshawi is the source of this 4797-nucleotide messenger RNA. RefSeq names its product tripeptidyl-peptidase 2 (gene TppII). Gene Ontology annotation, biological process: proteolysis. The record is from RefSeq and is a predicted model, not a curated record. Gene Ontology annotation, cellular component: cytosol. NCBI's taxonomy places the organism in Eukaryota, Metazoa, Arthropoda, Insecta, Diptera, Drosophilidae. Gene Ontology annotation, molecular function: serine-type endopeptidase activity; tripeptidyl-peptidase activity.
AAAAUCGACGACUUACAUUCAUUAUGUACGGAUUGUUGGUCAGUCGGAAAUCGCGUUGAUACAUCACACGAUCGAAUCGUUCGUCCAUAUUGCGGCGAUAGGCCUGGAAGAAGUCAUCACAAAAUUAGGCAUAUUAGUAGAAGCAGUGUUUAUACAAAUUCCAUGUUUUCGGUAGACUUUUCGACGCGUUUAAAUUAUGUUUCAUAAAUUACGUUUAAUGCACAAUCAACGGGCAGCAUUAUAUAAGAAUUUCUUCCUGCUGAACCAGACACUUACGUUGCCAAUCGUCAGUUUCUGCAGACCGUACAUGGCGUAUAUGGGCACGGACAUGGCCACGGUGAUGAUGGCAGCUGCUGGUAAGAUUUCGAACCACAUUUUGACUGUGCCACACACAAAUUAUUGUGUUAUUUUCCUAUACCAAAAAAAACACGGCAAACCACGGAACGACCGUAUGCAAAGGAGAAGUCGAAUUACCGCAAAUCAUUCUAUUAAAGGUGUAUCAAAGAACGCAGAACGCAGCAGGCAGCAAUCCACUUACAAAGCAAACGAGCAUCAGCGCAUAAUUCUAGGACUGCGCACAGACGAAACUCAAGAAUAUACGGAAUUGAAGCUAAUAGAUAACGAAAAGAACAGCGCCAAUAAAUUUGUGGAAAAUAUGGCUACUGAUCUCAGCGGCAUUGUCGAGUCAUCGUUUCCCACGGGUGCAUUGGUGCCGAAGGUAGAGACGGGGGUGCUGAACUUCCUGCAAAAGUAUCCGGACUACGAUGGUCGCGAUGUGACCAUUGCCAUCUUUGAUUCUGGCGUAGAUCCACGCGCCACUGGACUUGCGACACUGUGUGAUGGCAAAACUGUCAAAGUUAUUGAGCGCUUCGAUUGCUCGGGCUGCGGCGACGUGGACAUGACCAAGAAGGUGACCCCCAGCGAGAAGGGCACCUUCAAGGGUCUGUCUGGACGAACGCUGCAGCUCAGCGCCGAACUGUUGGCACUCAACACAGACAAGGAUCGCGCGGUGCGCGUGGGCUUAAAGAGCUUCAACGAUUUGGUACCGGCAAAGGUGCGCGACAACAUUGUCGCCCAGGCUAAACUGAAGAAUUGGGACAAGCCGCACAAGAUCGCCACGGCAAAUGCCAGUCGCAAGAUCGUUGAGUUUGAAUCUCAGAAUCCGGGUGAUGGCCAAAAGCUGCCAUGGGACAAAAAGAUUAUCAAGGCGAAUCUGGACUUUGAAUUGGAAAUGCUGAAUACAUAUGAGAAGGUAUACAAUGAUGUGAAGACCACUUUUGACUGUGUGCUCUUCCCAACCGACAAUGGCUGGUUGGCCAUUAUCGAUAACACGGAGCAGGGAGAUCUGGAGAAGGCGCUGCACAUCGGCGAAUAUAGCAAGACGCACGAGACGAAAAAUGUAGACGACUUCUUGUCGAUUUCCGUUAACGUUCAAGACGAUGGCAACGUGCUGGAAUUGGUGGGCAUGUGCUCCCCGCACGGCACGCACGUUGCUUCGAUUGCCAGUGGCAAUCACAAGUCCAGGGAUUUUGAUGGCGUGGCACCAAAUGCAAAGAUCGUUUCGCUCACCAUUGGUGACGGCCGCUUGGGCUCCAUGGAGACGGGCACAGCGAUGGUGCGCGGCAUCUUGAAAGUUAUGGAGCUGUGCCGCGAGGGUCGCCGCAUUGAUGUGAUCAACAUGAGCUACGGCGAGCACUCGAACUUUUCCAAUUCCGGACGCGUUGGUGAUUUGAUGAACGAGGUGGUCAAUAAGUAUGGCGUCGUGUGGAUUGUCUCGGCGGGUAAUCAUGGACCGGCGCUCAGCACUGUGGGCACUCCGCCGGACAUCAGCCAAGACAGUUUGAUUGGCGUGGGCGCCUACGUGUCGCCGCAGAUGAUGGAGGCAGAAUAUGCAAUGCGUGAGAAACUGCCGGGCAAUGUGUACACAUGGACAUCGCGCGAUCCCUGCCUCGAUGGCGGACAGGGCGUGACGGUGUGUGCCCCCGGUGGCGCCAUUACCUCCGUGCCGCAGUUCAUGAUGAGUAAAACGCAGCUGAUGAAUGGCACCAGCAUGUCGGCACCACAUGUGGCCGGUGCAGUGGCUCUGCUCAUCUCUGGCCUGAAACAGCAGAACAUCGCUUAUUCGCCAUAUAGUAUUAAGCGCGCCAUUAGCGUUACGGCCACCAAACUAGGCUAUGUGGAUCCCUAUGCCCAAGGACACGGCCUGCUCAACGUGGAGAAGGCAUUCGAGCAUUUGGUGGAGCACCGCCAGGCCAAGGACAACAUGGUGCGUUUCUCAGUGCGUGUCGGCACCCAACAGGCGAAGGGCAUUCAUCUGAGGGAGGGCGUGCAGCGCAAGUUCAUUGAAUGCAAAGUGAGCAUUGAUCCCGUCCUAUUCAAUGACAAGGAAGUGGAUCCAAAGGAUAAGUUCAAUUUUAAUGUGCGUCUUAAUCUGGUGCCGUCGCAGCCUUGGGUGCAGUGCGGCGCAUUUCUGGACCUCAGCUACGCCGGCCGCCCAAUUGCGGUCAGAGUUGAUCCGACUAGCCUGCAGCCGGGUGUGCAUAGUGCCGUCAUUCGCGCCUAUGAUACAGAUUGUGUGCCGAAGGGUCCAUUGUUCGAGAUACCUGUGACAGUGGUGCAGCCGCAUGUGCUGGACCAUGGACAGAAUACGCCCAUUUAUGAGCCUGCCUCUGUUAAGGGUGACAGGAGCAUUGAGUUCCAGCCCAACACCAUAACAAGGGACUUUAUUCUGGUGCCGGACAAGGCCACCUGGGCAUUGCUGCGCAUGCGGAAUACGGAUUCGAAUCGGGGCAACGAUAUUGGCAAGUUCUUUUUGCACACGAAUCAACUGCUUCCGCAUCAGUCUUGCCGCAAAGUGGAAACGAUGAAAAUAGUUGGCGUUAACUCGGAAUUUGAGGCAACGACCACUUUCCGUGUUCAGGCAAAUAGGAUACUGGAGUUAUGCCUUGCCAAGUACUGGUCCAAUCAUGGCCAGACACAUUUGAAGUAUAGUCUUGAGUUUCACGGUGUUGCUGCCUAUAAUCCCGGCGCUUACGUCAUGCACGCCGGUCGGGGCAUACACAGACUGGAGAUUGACGCGUUGGUGUCGGAGGAGAUUCAGCCGCUGCUGCAGCUUAAAAACGCCGCCGUCGUGCUCAAGCCCAGCGAGGCAAAGAUCUCGCCGCUGAGUAGCACACGCGACGUUGUGCCAGAGGGCAGGCAGAUCUAUCAGAACUUGCUCGUCUACAAUUUGAAUGUGGCCAAGGCGGCGGAGGUGGCGCUCUAUGCGCCGAUAUUCAACGAGCUGCUAUACGAGUCCGAGUUCGAGUCCCAGAUGUGGAUGCUGUUCGAUGUGAACAAGUCACUGGUGGCCACCGGCGACGCGCACUCGCAAUCCUUCUACACGAAGCUGGAGAAGGGCGAGUACACGGUGCGUUUGCAGGUGCGGCACGAAAAACGCGACCUACUCGAAAAGAUCUCGGAGGCCACGCUGAUUGCGGCAUAUAAGCUGCCCAAUAUGCUGUCGAUGGACUUCUACGACAGCUAUAAUCAGUGCAUUGUGGGUGGCCGCAAAGUCACCACCUACAAGGUGCGUGAGAUUACAAAGAUGCUCUACCUUGCGCCCAUUGCUCAGGAGAAGCUGACAAAGGCGAAUCUGCCGGCACUCGCCUGGCUGAGCGGCAAUCUGGUAUUCCCCAAAGACGAAGGCGGCCGUCGCAUCGCAUUGCAUCCGUUCACCUACAUACUGAAUCCGGCCGAGAAGAAGUCGUUCUCAAAUGGGGCCUCCAAUGGAACAGCCGCCACCAAUGCCAGUCCCGCAGCAGCAGCUGCUGCCACCGCCAAUUCGGUGAAGCCGAAUUCGACAACCACGCCUCAGGGAGCCACAAGCGCUGCCAGUUCAACCAGCGGCGAUGGCGUCACGCUGCAGAAUGAGAUCCCAGCCAAUGGCGGCAAUGGUUCGCCCAGUUCGCCACAAAAGGGAAAGACCAGCGCAGAUGACUACGCAGAGAGCCUGCGAGAUUUCCAAUGCAUGCACAUUGCCAGGUGUGAACUGGAGAAGGCGGAGAAAAUAUACAAUGAUGUUGUGGCCGCACAUCCAAAACAUUUAUUGGCCCAUCUGCAGCUGAUCCAGAACAUUGAGUCGAGCGAACUGAAGUCUCAAUUGCCGUUGACUUUUGUCGCUGCCCAGAAUAGACAGAAAGAGGGCGACAACCAAAAUGUGGAUAAGACAGAUGAUCCUCAGAAGCAGCGUUGCGCUUUGGAGCGCAUUGUCAAACUGGCGGAUAUUGUAAUUGGAGAAACGGAUGCCGAUGCCCUGCUCUCCUUUUAUGGCAUUAAGAAUGAUACUCGUCCCGAUGCGACCAAGAUCAAGACCUCCAUGGACAAACAGAAGAAUAAUCUCGUUGAGGCGUUGACCAAGAAGGGCAUUGCACUGGCAAAGCUAUGUGUGCUGAAUGACAAUAUCAAGGAUCAUUUGGCCGAACUGAAUGAGGUGUAUACAGAUAUUAUUAAGUUCGCGGAUGCGAACGAUUCGAAGGCCAUUCAGUUCUCCAUUUGGCACGCCUAUGCACACAAUCAUUAUGGACGCAUGUACAAGUAUAUGACGAAAAUGAUUGAGGAAAAGCGCACACGGGAACUGUUCGAGGAGAUGGCGGCCAUCAAUAGUGCCCUGGGCUACGAGCAUACCAGAGCCGUCAUCGAUCGCAUGGCCAUUUCUUUUUUCCCAAAUAGCUUCCGAUUGUUCUAAGUGUGUUCAUUUUUUUGCCACUUCUUGUGUAUUAAGCUGGUGAACCUUUCAAACAGCACAUUUUAAUCUUA